GGCACAGCUCAAUGUUUACUGUUGCCAGGCGAUACACGCCAUUAUUUCAAUAACGUUUCACGAGUCUCAGCCACUGAAACGUAAAAAUGGGGGUAGAUUAUUACAACAUCCUCGAUAUAUCUAGGAGUGCAACCGAUGCUGAAAUCAAGAAACAAUACAGAAAGCUAUCACUACGUUUCCAUCCAGAUAAAAAUCCCGGAGAUCAAGUAGCAUAUGACAAAUACAAGCAGGUGGCAGAGGCUUAUGAUGUAUUGUGUGACCCUCCAAAGCGUGCAGUGUAUGAUCAAUUUGGAGAAGAAGGUUUAAAGAAUGGCGUGCCCGAGGGGAGUGGAGAAACUGGUGCAUGGACUCAAGGAUACACAUUCCAUGGCAAUGCUGAAAAAGUGUUCAGAGACUUCUUUGGAGGCAGUAAUCCAUAUCAAGAAUUUUAUGACCGGGUAGAUGGUGAUCUUAGCAUGGGUUUUGGAGGCCUACAGGGCAGAGGCCGCAAGAAGCAAGAUCCUCCCAUUGAGAGGGACUUAUUUUUGUCACUAGAAGAAGUUUUCCAUGGUUGCACCAAAAAAAUGAAGAUUUCAAGACGGGUUAUGAAUGAAGAUGGCCACACUUCAAGCAUUAGGGACAAAAUUCUAACAAUCACAGUGAAAAAUGGUUGGAAACCUGGAACAAAAAUCACUUUCCCUGAGGAAGGUGACCAGGGGCCAAACAAUGUACCAGCUGACAUUGUAUUCAUUGUAAAGGACAAACCUCACCCUCGGUUCCGACGCAAUGGUGUGAACCUUGUCCACACGGCCAAGGUGCCCCUUGGUAAGGCUCUCACAGGGUGUGAUGUGGAAAUUAACACUCUGGAUGAGCGGGUACUACACAUCCCCAUCAACGACAUCAUCAAGCCUGGAUACACAAAGAGAGUCCCAGGAGAAGGAAUGCCAAUUUCACAAAGCCCAUCACAGAAGGGAGACCUAGUGAUAGAAUUUGACAUUGAAUUCCCCACAUCCCUAACACCAGACAGGAAAGACAUGAUAAAGAGGUCACUCUUACAGUAGAACAACAUAAAAUGCAACAAUACCAACAGACAAACAGUUUUAAGAAGAAACCAUUAUGAAUUCCAAAAAAGUGCAUCAGUUUGUUGUUUGAAUAUCUAUGAAGUGGAAACAUCUACUUAUAUGUGCUGAUCUUCAAACUGUGAUAGGUGUAUUUUUUGAAAUACAUCAGAUUUGUUCAGCUUUUAAAACUACUGGUACAUCAUGUAAAAUAUUUGUUAAGUUUAAAAGACACAUGGUAUACAUUUACUGUUUUUACAGCAUUUGACUGCAGUGCAUACCAAUGUAAACUUGACCAGGUCCAUUUGUCUUUUUAAAAUUAUUUUGAAAGAUAUUUUUGAUUUAGUAUAGAUAUUAACAAAUGGACAGGUGGCCACUUACUUAUGUGUUAAUGACACUUUAUACUACAUGUACUUCAUUUUCUGUUUAUUUGUAAAUGUUAAAUAGGAGCAGAUUACAAUCCCGACACAUAUCUGAAAUCAGGUUUUCAGUUAAGUUGUACAUAUGUUUAAUGAACCUUUUAUAUGAAAAUAAAUAUUAUACAAGUA
This is a messenger RNA of Mizuhopecten yessoensis (Yesso scallop), 1585 nucleotides long. Its product is annotated as dnaJ homolog subfamily B member 13-like. Lineage: Eukaryota; Metazoa; Mollusca; Bivalvia; Pectinida; Pectinidae. The coding region runs from base 87 to 1040 and encodes 317 amino acids. The record is from RefSeq and is a predicted model, not a curated record. Gene Ontology annotation, cellular component: cytosol. Gene Ontology annotation, molecular function: protein-folding chaperone binding. The transcript has 7 exons.